Molecule: messenger RNA, 1266 nt
Organism: Fonsecaea pedrosoi CBS 271.37
Lineage: Eukaryota; Fungi; Ascomycota; Eurotiomycetes; Chaetothyriales; Herpotrichiellaceae
Exons: 1
Coding region: 1-1266 (421 amino acids)
Source: RefSeq, a predicted model, not a curated record
AUGCCCAAAGGAUUUCACCUGAAGCUGGGCGGCGCAAAGCCUGCUCCUAAAGCAGCUCCGAAGCCCGCCGCGAGUUCUGCUCCUCAUACAACCCCGACUCCCACGAAGCCCACACCUCCCACACCUCCCCCAAAGCCAACACCACCGGCAGCAGCACCACCAGCGAGUCUACCGACUAGCGCACCUGGCCUAGCAAAACCACCACCAGGGGCACCAGGAGCGCCGGUAGAACCGCCAGCCGGCAUCCCUGGACCGUCGAGCACACCGUCUCAACCUCUCCAAGCACCAUCCGGAGUACCAGGUGAGCCGCCUCAUACGCAGCCGGGGUUACCUGGUCAAACUCCCCAUCCGCAGUCAGGAGCACCAAGUCAAUUUUUUCCCGGAAACCAGCCACAGAAUGAUCCGGGGUUCGAUCUACCAGGGCUUCCGCAAGACGGCGGCUAUGGCCAGCAACAACCUCCUCGCUCGGGGGGACCCAGCUGGCUAAAUCCUCUGGCGGAAGGCGCCGGGCAAGCCCUUCCAUAUGUCGUUCCGCAAAUCGCUGGGCAAUUUCUCCAGCCACACUCGUCGACCCCAGCAAACCCCGCGUACGGGAGUAUGCCCCCGGACUAUGGCACCGGGAUGGGUACAGGUAUGGAAGGCACAGGUAUGGAAGGCACAGGUAUGGAAGGCACAGGUAUGGAAGGCACAGGUAUGGAAGGCACAGGUAUGGAAGGUACAUAUGCAGACCAGACGGGACAAUAUGCAGAUCAAACCGGGCAAUAUGCGGGUGACACAGAACUAUACCCCGAGGAUACAACCUACAGCACAGCUCAGAAUCCAGAAGCAGGUGCCACCGCCUACGGGGGCACCACAGCAGGCAAAGCCAGCACGGGAUUCGACGACCCCGAAGCUGAUCAAGAUGACCUCGGAUACGACGAUGUCGACGAGACUGGAGCUUCUACUGCCACCGGCAACCACGCCGCGCCUAUGAGUCAAGGUACUGCAGCGGCAGCAGGAGGAGUAGGAGGAGCUCCUCGCGCCAUGUCACACAUGGCGGCCCCCGGCGUGGCAGGGGGCAUUGCCCAAUCCGCCCAAGGUCAAGGACCAUACGACGAUGACGAUGAGCUGUACGACGACACAUACGAGGAUGAAAACUAUGAGGGAGACGACUAUGACUAUGAAGAAGAGGAUCCCGAGGAUGACGGCCAAGGAGGAGCUGGCGGUGUUGGCACUUCAAACACUUACCAUCCCGUCGCUCCACGGGUCGGGGUUGUCAUGCAUUGA